AUGUCUUCAAACUCAGGCACCCCCUACAUGUUCUCGCCAGCUGAUCAUACCCAUCUCAUCCCGUAUCUGGCAGCCCUUCAUGCCGCCUGUAUCAGUCAAGAUCGGACGCUCGCAACCUUCCUGCCACCUUUGUCUCAUGAAAAGUUACUGGGAUGGUGGAAGGAGCGGAUAGCAGAGGUCAUUGACGGUACACGCUUGAUGCUGAUUCUUCUGGACGAGUCUGAACCAGGAUCGAAACCCAAGGGAACUGAACUUAUGGGUGUUGUCAUGCUAUGGAUGCCCUACUCCGAAACAGGCCCAUUCCGUGGCUUUGUUGAGAAGCUUCUUAUCAGUCCAAAGUUCCGUCAGCGCGGUGGUGCUAGGAUGUUGAUGAGUGCUCUGGAGGGAGAGUCUCUUAGGAGGGGACGGACGCUGCUAAUGCUCGAUACCGCCGCUGAUAGCCCAGCUGAGGCUAUAUACAGGAAGUUUGGGUGGACUGAGGUUGGCAGGAUUCCCAACUACGGUAUCAGUCCUGCGGUUCCACGACAGUUAAAGGACGAGGUUUUUUUCUACAAGCAACUCCAGGCUUAA
Colletotrichum truncatum is the source of this 570-nucleotide messenger RNA. Its product is annotated as Acetyltransferase. Gene Ontology annotation, molecular function: acyltransferase activity, transferring groups other than amino-acyl groups. The record is from RefSeq and is a predicted model, not a curated record. NCBI's taxonomy places the organism in Eukaryota, Fungi, Ascomycota, Sordariomycetes, Glomerellales, Glomerellaceae.